AUGGAUCUUAAUCGUGAACAUUUGCGUGCUAUGAUCUUCUAUGAUUUUAAAUGUGGUUUAACUGAACAAUUGAGUUUGGAACGUUUGCAGUCAGCAUUAGAGGACUCUGCUCCUUCUCGUGCAACAGUUUUUAGGUGGUUUAAGGAAUUUAAAAGAGGCAAAACUAACUUUGAAGAUGAACUAAGAGGCGGACGCCCGGAAACAGCAGUUACUGCAGAAAAUGUGUGGACAUCUGAAAUGUUGGUGCGAGAAGACCCACGAAUCACGUACACGAACAUUGAGAAGAUCCUAGGCAUUAGUUCGGGAAGCGUCAAUACUAUCCUGCAUCAACAUCUUGGAGUGAGGAAGCUUUGUUGUCGAUGGAUCCCACGAUUGCUCUCCGGUGCUGAAAAACAGGCUCGAGUGGAUUGGUGA
Molecule: messenger RNA, 414 nt
Organism: Hyposmocoma kahamanoa
Lineage: Eukaryota; Metazoa; Arthropoda; Insecta; Lepidoptera; Cosmopterigidae
Product: protein GVQW3-like
Exons: 1
Coding region: 1-414 (137 amino acids)
Source: RefSeq, a predicted model, not a curated record